UAAAGCAUCAUUUAUCAUCAUUACUCUAUACUAUAAAACAAUGUUAAAAUAAAAUAAAAAAGCUUUAUAUUCCUUUUGCUUUUCUCAAUAAUUUUCGAAUUAUUUCGUUUUUACAACUUUAUUCUUUUACACGCAAACACAACACACAGUCACACACAAUAAUCUUCUUUCAAUCUCUCUGCAAACUUACCGAUGAAGGAGUUCGAUUACGACAAGCUUGUCACUGCCAUAGAUCGAUUCUCUCCUUCGAAACUCAUCGGUAAAGGAAGCCAUGGCUAUGUUUAUAAAGCCCUUCUUCAUCACCAAGACGUUGACGAAACACGUCAAAGAGUCGUAGCCAUUAAAACACCAUCAUCAUUAUCUCCCUCAUCACCAUCCUCAUCAUCAUCAUCAAAAUCAGAACAAACGAAGAAACUAGAAAACGAGAUCGACGUUAUGUCAUCGUUACCUUAUCACCCACACGUGUUAAGCUUUCUCGGCCAUGCCGAGAAAAAACUCAUGGUCGUUGAGUACAUGCCAAACGAAUCGUUAUACCAAUUAUUACACGUGUCAACUGAUCCUCUUCCCACGUGGCUUAAACGCAUCGAAAUCGCUCUUCAGAUCGCGAGUGCGGUUCACUUCCUCCAUGAACACGGUAUCAUCCACCGCGAUAUCAAAUCGGAAAAUAUUUUGUUUGAUUCGAAUUGGGAAGCGAAGCUUGCUGACUUCGGACUCGCCGUUGAUUUUGGAGGUGAUAAGAAGAUAAGACCGGCUCCGGCGGGAACUAUUGGAUACUUAGAUCCGUGUUACACGUUACCGGAGAAUCUGAGUAUGAAGACUGAUGUUUAUAGUUACGGUGUCGUUUUGUUGGAGAUUGUUAGUUGUAGAAAAGCUAUUGACGUCUCUCGUUCGCCGGCGUCGAUAGUAGACUGGGCGGUUCCGUUGAUUAAGGAAGGGAGGAUCGGAGAAAUAUGCGGCGGAGGAGGAGGAGGAUCGGGUGUUUUCCGGGGAAUGAGUCUACGGUUGUUGCGUAUGGCGGCGAGAUGCGUUUCAUCUGACGUGGAAUCACGACCGUGUUUCGGGGAGAUCACGGCGGAGAUAGUGGCGUGUUUGGCGGAACCGUUGAAGAGUUUGCCGUUAUGGAUGAGCGUUUUGCGUCGGGUUGUUAAACUGAAACGGCGGAAAAAACGGUUGAGAGAAACGCUGACGUGGCCGGGUCAAACUUGCCGCGUUUGGUGAGAGUUUAUGAAUUGCGGGUCAAAUAUCGAAUCGGGUCGGGUUAAAAGGUUGGGUUGGUUACAAAAAGAAAACAACCAUCUAAAUCCAAGCAGAAGAACAAUCGCUAAACAGAAUGAUAUAUUUAUCGUUUGUAGUAAGUAGCAUUUAAUUUUGUUAUCCCUUCGGAUAAUGUAACCAUUAAUCCAUUACUAAUUCAGUCGUGGUCGAUUGAUAUAUUUAACCGUUGUUGGUCUAGUGGGUUUU
Arabidopsis thaliana (thale cress) is the source of this 1461-nucleotide messenger RNA. RefSeq names its product Protein kinase superfamily protein. NCBI's taxonomy places the organism in Eukaryota, Viridiplantae, Streptophyta, Magnoliopsida, Brassicales, Brassicaceae. The record is from RefSeq and is marked reviewed. The coding region runs from base 193 to 1218 and encodes 341 amino acids. Gene Ontology annotation, molecular function: protein serine/threonine kinase activity; ATP binding; protein serine kinase activity. The transcript has a single exon.